This is a messenger RNA of Coprinopsis cinerea okayama7#130, 1713 nucleotides long. RefSeq lists its product as hypothetical. The transcript has 4 exons. Lineage: Eukaryota; Fungi; Basidiomycota; Agaricomycetes; Agaricales; Psathyrellaceae. The coding region runs from base 1 to 1713 and encodes 570 amino acids. The record is from RefSeq and is a predicted model, not a curated record.
AUGAGCCGGCAGUGGGCCAUCGUUCUACUCGCAGCGACCUUUGGGUUCGCACUGCAGGUCCCUCUCCAAGCGCCCAUCGACCAGACACUCGCUUCUGAGUCUCGCAACGCCUCGAGAUGGAGAUUCGAUGCUCCUCUUUCGUCCACGAACACCACGAGCAACCUCAUCUUUGACGGCGUCAGCUCCCUUCUGCAGCAAUGGGGUAACACUCGGUAUCGUAAUGGCCACAACAUUGUCCCAGUGACAAUCCCAGUGGGCACGAUCUUCUACCACGGUACUACACAAAAGGUGGUACCGACAACUCCAGAAUGGGUCGCAACGGACCCGGAACACGCGUAUCCGUUUUGUCAAGUCGCCGAAGGGGAGAAGGGAUGCUGGAGUCUGACAGUAGCAGCUGCCCGACCGUUGAACAUCCUCUACUUCGAUGGCGCAAGCGCGGCGAAGCUUUACGGUCCUCUUGAUACCCAAGAUCUAAUCGCGUUUGGGGAAGUGAUUGAUAACCCAGAAAGAGCAUUCGAAGAGUACACCAGAAUCGAGAGGCUUUGUUCGUGGGGGAAGAAAUACAAUCUAGAUGGCUUCAUGCGGAUGGGAGUUGAUUUCGAAUUGAUGAUCUGCGACUUCCAAAGCAGCUUCGAAGUUGUGUCCUUCGUCAAGCUCGUUCCUGGUUUUCCUCCUCCUCCGGCUGUCCUCAAGAAGCCCUCCCUUGCCGCUUUCCGAAUGCUCGAAGCCGGCCAAAUGCACAAUCACUUCCCAGGAGAAACGCGAGCACAGCUCGACUUGACGCGCCUUGUGUCCCUGUACGACACAGAGCUAUUCCCCUCUCUCGUCAAGGGCCGUGAAGGACAGGAGAGAUGGUUCCAUCGCGCUGCUGGGAUUGGAAAGGACGACAGGGAACGCCUCAUGCAGCACCUUGACGAUGUUCUAUCUGCCAAACCGAGCCGAAGCAAUAUCGACUGGACGAGCAUCUACCGGGUCGUCAUUCAUCGCUACGCAGAUCGGCUGGAGGUGCUGCAGUCCAUGUUCCAGUCCAAACCACCAGCAUCUGAAAUCGUUGGUCGUGCAAAGAAGACCGUCGACGUUUUCGAGUAUGUGGAAAGCAUGCUUUACCCCUAUAUCCUUUACGGCGUUGAACCACCAUCGUCGACGGCUCACCAGAAUGGAGGAUCUCACGAUUGGGCCAUCCCGGUGUUCGAGCGAUGUGCGACCUUGAAUACCGCCUUCAUCUCAAGUAAAGUUACGCUUUCGUCCUCUGAGAAGCUCCUCUUGCGCGCUGUAAACGAUGUUUUAUAUGAAAUCUGCCGGGCAUUGGUUGGGAUAUGGGCGGAGGGCAGAGAGAUCGGAUACGGGGGGAAUCCGGAAAUCGAAGAGAGGCGGAACAGCUUAACUGACCAUGGAACGCUGGGGAAAUGGGAGAACGAAGUCGACAAACUAAUCUCGUGGCUCGACUGGAGUGUUAUGAUUAAAUGCAGACCUACCUGCGGAUUCGAGGAGAUGUGUUACCUCCCUACCUGGCCUUUCUGGCCAGCUGAAGGUCUGAUUUAUCCCCCAAAGACACAAGAAGAGCGCUGGGGUUGGGUGAAGGAGUCCAGCGCUUUAUAUGCAAGAAGCCGCGCCACUUCAAAUGUAUCAGACCCAAGUGACUAUUGGAUGAAGCCCCAAACCGAGUGUCUGAGGCGGGUGGUGCCUUUGGAGGUACCUGGCCCAAAGAAAUAA